Peronospora farinosa is the source of this 2043-nucleotide messenger RNA. Lineage: Eukaryota; Oomycota; Peronosporomycetes; Peronosporales; Peronosporaceae. The record is from the annotation of a GenBank genome assembly.
AUGUUUGAAUGUCACGAUGCACCAAUAAGUGGGCAUCGUGGCCGUGAGAAGACUUAUCUCACGGUCAGUCGCGACUUUUACUGGCCACGCCAGUAUAAGUUCGUGCGCAAGUACGUGCGUGCUUGCGAGGUGUGUCAACGAGUGAAGCCUAGUCCUUCACUCCGUGCACCAUUGCAGCCUCUACCUGUUCCGGAAGAGUGCUGGAAGUCCGUAUCAAUGGACUUCGUCUUUGGGUUUCCCAAAGACGCUCACGGGAAUAAUGGUAUUCUCGUGUUUGUAGACAGGUUCAGCAAGAUGGUACAUCUUGUUGCUGUACCUGAGUCGAUCACAGCAGAGGGAUGUGCACGAGUGUUUAUCGAUACAAUCUUUCGAUUGCACGGUUUACCCCGUGAACUUGUGUCCGAUAGGGACCCCCGGUUCACGGCUGAGUUUUGGCGUUCCACUGAACGCGCCAAUCGCGUCCUCGAAGAGAUUCUUCGAAGGUACGUCCACUCUUUUACAAGUUGGAGUGAGUUCUUGUCGAUGGUCGAAUUCGCCAUCAACAACUCCGUGCAUGCGUCCACGACGCAUACACCGUUCUACGUGAAUGGCCUUCGCCAUCCACGUGUCCCCACCUUAGUAGAGGAUGACUCUAAUUUAAGGGGGGGGACUCGCUCGAGCGAGAACCAAUCUGGCUCUAGCUCAUCACGCGACGACGUUAUGGUCGACGCGAAAGUAACCGAAAUCGUACCAUUCGACUUCGGUGAAGAGGAAGAAAGUAAGAGCGAUGACGCUCUUACUGAUAACGAUGCUGAUGAUAUCAGCAUCGUUCGAGGUAUCACAAGUGAGAACAGUAAUGUUCUUGCUAAGUUAGUAACCGAUAUCUCUGCAGUGCACUCACAAUGCACUGCAGCCAAAAGCAACGAGUCAGCUGAGGAUUUCCUGCUGACUCGUGAAGCGGUAGUCCGUUUCGUGCAAGACUCCAUCGCAGAAGCGGUGGAUAAGCAAAAGCGAAACGCAGACAAUAAUAGAAAGGCAAAUGCUCAGACAUUUAUUGAAGGUGAUUUAGUUUUACUGUCAACAGUAAACCUACCUAAACAUGUAGUGACUAACGUGGGAAGCAAUAAAUUGUUGCCCAGGUACAUCGACCCGCUUCGUGUAUUGCGCCGCCUAGGCAACGCAUACACGAUCGAGUUUCCACGCAGGAUGCGUACGCAUCAUACGUUUUACGUGGGACGUCUUCGUCCGUACGUUCAGUACGCGGCUUCUUCGAACGGCGAAGAUAGCCAUUACUCUCAAGAAUCCCCUUCAGAUUCUUGUUGUCAAGAACCAGAUUUGAUACCUGGUCGUGUAGAGAUGAGAUCGUCCCAUGAUAUUGGACGAUCUUCUGACGAGCUGUCUCCAGCUCGUUACUUAAAGAAUGAAGUCGCCGUUCAUCCUCCAUUAGUGCGACAGCAUUGUUUUCCCGAGACUUCUCAUGGUCAAACCCAAGCUGUCGCACAAUGUCCUCUAAGCGGCGACGCUUCUCCCGUUAGUGGUCAACAUCACAACGUAGCUCACGAGUUACACGGGCAAACCCGUCUAACUCAGCAGACAAGUCCGAUGAAAGAAUCGGACAGGGUUUUCCCUCCACCACCGCAUCCGCUGGUGGACUUCCAUGGUGGGAAGCACUUCCUCGUGGAACGCUUACUAUAUUACCGUGAGGUGAAGGGACGUCGGACGAGUUAUCUCGUCCGGUGGCGUGGCUAUCCGCCUUCGGCGGAUAGCUGGGAACCUCGGGCCCAACUGAUGGCCGACGUUCCCGGCCUUGUCGAACAGUACGACAAGGGACACCCGAUGGUGAAGGACCAUCGGAAAACGAGCGCCCAGCGCGCUCGUAAAGGGGAUUGCAAAGUAGCAAUCCCUUCACGCAUCUCAGAAGAGAUACGAGCUCUCCACCAGGGCUCAGUAAGGAGGUACGCCUCCUUAGGCACUCUUGACGAGGUGCUCAGGCACCCCGGGCAUGGUUCGCCCCAAAAGAGGCAUAACAGGCCUGCCUCUCUAGAUAACCGGUGCAAACGAUAG